AUGCACCACCACAAGCGCAACUCGACCCUCCACCAGGUCGUCUCGCCACAGAGACCGCCCUCUGCUCCGACUCCUACUGCCGGUUACACACAAAACCCCAGCACAUCCAUCGAACAGGCCACCCCCAUCUCCUCUAAGCUCGUCUGUGUCGCCAUGGACCACCACGGCCACCCGCCAUUGCAUCUGCCAUCUCCACCACAGAUGCCGGGCCACUAUCACUGGCUCCUGCAUCUGCCGCCGGCCUUUUGGGCUCACAUGAACCUCUACCUCGACUACCACGACAUCCUCAACCUGUCCAUGCUCAGCUCGCAGUUUCGCGCCGUGCAAGUCGAAAAAUACCUGCCCUGGACGGCCCGACACGCCGCCGUCGCACGCUGUGAUCGCGAGGCGGCAGCGCUCGUCGCUCGGAGGCACGGCUCGCAGUACUGUGCCUGCUACAUCUGCUUCCGCAUGAAGCCCGUCGACGAGUUCCAGCGUCCCUCGGACGCGUACACCUUUGCCCGUGUCAUCCAGCGCGACGCGUACACCGGCCGCCGCAUCUUUGAGCCCGUCGGUGAGCCGUUGCCGGGCGAGGUCGGCAACAUUGUGCAGCCGCCAUCCAUGCCAUCGUCGCCGGCCGGCAUGGGCAUGGGCAUGGGCAUAGGCCUGGGCAUAGGCAUAGGCAUGAUGGGCAUCGGACCGUCAGGCUCCGACCUGACAAGACCGGUGCCCGGACACAUGCCAGUACUGCAGAUACACACGUCGCGUGGACCAGUGGCGAUAGUGUCCCGAUCCGGGUGGACGCCACAGGCUCCAGGAGCCGAAGUUGGCCAGAUCGAGAGCUUGCGACGGUACUGCAUAGACUGCGCCCUGGAGACACGCCUGCUGGUGCCGGCAGACGUGACCACGACGCAGGACAACCAGCGGCUGUGGGUGUGUCGCUGCCGGGAGGCAUGGCCAGAGACGGUCAGGCGCUGCGACUCGUGCCAGAUGAACCAAGUCUUCCGAGACUGA
Molecule: messenger RNA, 993 nt
Organism: Grosmannia clavigera kw1407
Lineage: Eukaryota; Fungi; Ascomycota; Sordariomycetes; Ophiostomatales; Ophiostomataceae
Exons: 2
Coding region: 1-993 (330 amino acids)
Source: RefSeq, a predicted model, not a curated record